UAAAGUUGGCAUUAAAAGCAACGAGAUUCAGUUAACACUUAACAGUCAAACUAAACUCAUCUCACUAAAUAAAAACUUUAAAUUAAUUGAAAUGGUUGAUGAAAUAAAAAAAAUUGAUAGCUCAUUAUGCAAUAAUUUAAAUUUAAAUAUAAAUAAACAAAAAAAUUGUCAUGAAAUAACUGAUUCAAUUGAUGAAGAAUUGAGCACUGACAGUGGUUGUAGUAGUAGUGAAAGUGCUGAACGUUUUUCUAAAAAUCGUAAUAAUCACCAUCAUCAUCAUCAUCAUUAUUAUCAUCAUUAUCAUCACCACCAUCAUCAUCAUCACGAUGAUAAUAAUGAUGACGAUAAAAAACUUGAUGAUUCAUCUGACAGUUCAAAUGGUGCAUCUAUCAAAAAUGAGCAGCAACAACAGCACCAACAUCACUUAAAUGUAACAAAAAAUAAACCGACAAAAACUAGAUCUCAAGAAAGAUUGUCACGUUUAAGUUUUAAUAAUAAUUUACAUCAGCGUUGUGCUGGACGUGUUGUUGCACCAAAAGCAUCAAGAUCAUGGAGUCCAUCAAAAAGUAGAAAAACCAAUGAUCCAAGAAGAACAACAACCACAACAACAACAUCAUCAGCAACAGAAGCAUCAGCAUCAACAACAACAACAACAUUAAAUACACAAAGUGAUGAAAGUUGUAGUGAUUCAUCAAAAAAACAUUUAAAAGUUGAUAUAUUAAAACGUGCAUUACACUAUCUUGGUAUCACUGCAAGUGUUGCUACUUCUUCUUCUUCUACUUCGUCUUCUAUUCAUAGUAGUAGUGGUGGUGGUAGUAAUAGUAGUAAUAGUGGUAGUAAUAAUAGUAUCAGUCAUUUUAGUAGUAAUAGUAGUAGAAGUAAUAGUAGUAACAAUAUUGGAAAAGAAAAAAAAUUAACUAAAAAAAGUCCAAAAAGAAUAUUACGUGAACCAGUAUCAUAUAUUUAUGUCAAAGGACCAUCUGGUUUACCAACUCAACGAGUCCCCAGAAAUCAAAAUAUUCAUUAA
Messenger RNA from Aphidius gifuensis, 1027 nucleotides. RefSeq names its product histone-lysine N-methyltransferase set1-like. The transcript has a single exon. The record is from RefSeq and is a predicted model, not a curated record. Bases 92 to 1027 code for a protein of 311 amino acids. Lineage: Eukaryota; Metazoa; Arthropoda; Insecta; Hymenoptera; Braconidae.